Messenger RNA from Peromyscus eremicus (cactus mouse), 2359 nucleotides. RefSeq names its product protein O-mannose kinase (gene Pomk). Lineage: Eukaryota; Metazoa; Chordata; Mammalia; Rodentia; Cricetidae. Gene Ontology annotation, biological process: protein phosphorylation; carbohydrate phosphorylation; protein O-linked glycosylation. Bases 290 to 1336 code for a protein of 348 amino acids. The record is from RefSeq and is a predicted model, not a curated record. Gene Ontology annotation, molecular function: ATP binding; carbohydrate kinase activity; protein kinase activity. The transcript has 5 exons. Gene Ontology annotation, cellular component: endoplasmic reticulum membrane.
CGCAGGCGUCGUGGGCCGCGAGCCGGGUUUGGUGGUCGCCGGGUCUGGUGGUCGCCAGAAGGAAGAUCCUAUCUGCUGUGUGGAGAAUGGAUUGGAACAAAGUAAGGCCGUGCAGGAAUCCGAUGUAGAAGCCCAGUACUUCCAUAGGCCAGAAGACACCACCACAUCUCCUGGGAUGGAAUUACAGAGGUUGGGAGCUGCCAUGUGGGACCCAGUGCACCCCUGAGGGACCCAGGCACGUGGAUGGGGACCCGGCUGGGAGAAGGAAGAGACCGCUGAAGGAACUGACAUGGGACAGCCACAUGGAGACAGGAAAGGUCUCCCCCACAGAGAAGUCCCCCGGGGCGUUGGGCUGUUGCUGGCCAUGGCCCUCAUGAACGUGCUCCUUUACCUCUGCCUCGACCAGUUUGUCGUUUCCCCUCGAGCUGCGGAGGACCCCGGGCGCUGUCCCCACGGUUACUUCAGGAUGGGACGGAUGAGGAACUGCUCGCGCUGGCUGUCCUGUGAGGAGCUGAGGACGGAAGUGAGGCAGCUGAGGCGUGUGGGGGAAGGAGCCGUGAAGAGAGUCUUUCUGUCCGAGUGGAAGGAACACAAAGUUGCCCUCUCGCGGCUCACCAGGCUGGAGAUGAAGGAUGACUUCCUCCACGGACUGCAGAUGCUGAAGUCUCUGCAGAGUGAGCACGUGGUCACGCUGGUUGGCUACUGCGAGGAGGACGGCACUAUUCUUACCGAGUAUCACCCCUUAGGUUCCUUGAGCAACCUGGAGGAAACACUAAACCUUUCAAAGUACCAGGAUGUGAACACCUGGCAGCACAGGCUCCAGCUGGCCGUGGAGUACGUGGGCAUCAUUAACUACCUGCACCACAGCCCCCUGGGCACGAGGGUCAUGUGCGACUCUAACGACCUGCCCAAAACGUUGUCCCAGUAUCUUCUCACAAGCAACUUCAGCAUCGUGGCAAACGACCUAGAUGCCCUGCCCCUGGUGGACCGCGACUCUGGGGCACUUGUGAAGUGUGGCCACAGGGAGCUGCAUGGGGACUUUGUGGCACCAGAGCAGCUGUGGCCUUACGGAGAAGACACGCCCUUCCAAGAUGAUCUCAUGCCCUCCUAUGAUGAGAAGAUUGACAUCUGGAAGAUUCCGGAUGUCUCCAGUUUCCUUCUGGGGCAUGUGGAAGGGAGUGAUAUGGUUCGAUUUCAUUUAUUUGAUAUCCAUAAGGCAUGUAAGAGCCAGAUCCCCGCAGAAAGACCCACGGCUCAGGAUGUUCUGGACACUUACCGGAAGGUUUUACAUUCACUCAGGGACACAGUGACGUCUCAGACAAAAGAGAUGCUGUAAAGACAGGCCACUGAGUGACAGACUUGACGGCUGAGUGGCAUCCCAGAUGUUCUACUCUGGAUGGAAGCACUUUCGUGAACUUUGUGUCUUGUUGACUUUGGUUAUUCAGCCAUGCAGACUCUUCCCCUGCAUCUGCCUGCACAUCUGCCUGCACAUCAGAGUGUAUGCUGGUCUCCUGGCAACCUGGAUAGAAGUUGCCAAGCGGGAAAACCUUGCUUCGCUGUGCUUCCUGGUGAAGAUGCAGAGAAUCUGUGGAUCUAACAGUGUUUGAAGGGAGUGAUUGAUGGAACAGUAAUCACAAAGACACCUUGCCUACCCUGGUAACCAUGUUUAUAGACUGGUAGGAAGUGGAAAUCUUUAAAUGACCACGUGUGAAAAAACAUACACUAGUUCUUCAGGGGACAUUUUCUCCUAAUUGAAGGAGAUACAUUUCCCCCUUGAGAAGGGGAUAGAUACCACAGGCAAAAGAAGUCCUGUUGGAAGUUGGAUAUAUAUAGCUCAGUGGCCGGGCACUUUCGUGGUUCUGUGCAAAGCCCUGGAUCUGACCCGUCACAUGCUCGUACACACACUCAAAGACCAUUUUGGGUGUCCAGAGUGCACCGCUUGUCAGGGAGGUCGUUGUCAGUGUUGGGGAUGAUUUUCUGUGAAGCUUCCAUGCUAUCUCCUUCCACUGAGCCAAGUGUGCUCUGGCAGCAGGCUCUUGAGAUUGUGAAUGGCUAGGAAUGUUGGGACCAGCAAGUUGAGGGAACUUUCUUGCCUGGUUUGGAUGGUUGCUGACCUGGGGUUUCUGUGUGAACGUUUGAUAUCCAGUGUCCUUCUUCACUAGAAGGUGUUGCAUCUCCCUGGGUUUGUACAACUGAAUUAAAAAAAAACAAACCUGGAGCCAGGAAUGAUGGUACACACCUGCAAUUCUAAUGCUGGGAGACAGACCAGAGGAACUAAGAGUUCAGGGCUGUCAUGGGCUGUACCACGACCCUGUCCAUCCACACACACACACCCCCCAAAUAAAAAAGGUCUCUCCCA